CCCGCGUAGCUGCCUGACCCGGCACGCUCCUGCUCUGCUGCCGCCUGGGUCUCGAGCCUCAGGAGCCCGCGGACAUCGCCGGGCGCGUUGGGCAGCGCGGCCUCGGCGGGCGGGCAGCCGGCGCCCGGCUGGGGUCCUUGCGGGUCCUCGGCGGGCCCGGGGGAGGGCCCUCUUUGUGGCUGCAGUUGGCAAGAUGGCGCCAGUGGGGGUGGAGAAGAAACUGCUUCUGGGCCCCAACGGUCCCGCGGUGGCGGCUGCCGGCGACCUGACCAGUGAGGAGGAGGAGGGCCAGAGCCUAUGGUCUUCGAUCCUGAGCGAAGUGUCAACCCGUGCCAGGUCCAAGCUCCCGUCUGGCAAGAACAUUCUGGUGUUUGGUGAAGAUGGUUCUGGUAAAACAACUCUCAUGACUAAACUACAAGGAGCAGAGCACGGCAAAAAGGGAAGAGGUUUAGAAUAUCUCUACCUCAGCGUCCAUGACGAGGACCGAGAUGAUCACACACGCUGCAAUGUGUGGAUUCUGGAUGGAGAUCUCUACCACAAAGGCCUGCUGAAAUUUGCUGUUUCUGCUGAAUCCUUGCCAGAGACCCUGGUCAUUUUUGUUGCAGACAUGUCUAGACCUUGGACUGUGAUGGAAUCUCUACAGAAAUGGGCCAGUGUUUUACGUGAGCACAUUGAUAAAAUGAAAAUUCCACCAGAGGAAAUGAGGGAGCUGGAACAGAAGUUUAUGAAAGAUUUUCAAGACUAUGUCGAGCCUGAAGAAGGUUGUCAGGGUUCCCCACAGAGAAGAGGACCUCUGACUUCAGGGUCAGAUGAAGACGGUGUUGCCCUGCCACUGGGUGACAGUGUGCUGACUCAUAACCUGGGGAUCCCAGUGUUGGUGGUGUGCACAAAGUGUGAUGCAGUGAGCGUACUGGAGAAGGAGCAUGAUUACAGGGAUGAGCACUUGGACUUCAUCCAGUCACACCUACGGAGAUUCUGCCUCCAGUAUGGAGCUGCCUUGAUUUACACCUCAGUAAAGGAAGAAAAAAACCUUGACUUAUUGUAUAAGUACAUUGUUCAUAAAACAUAUGGUUUCCACUUUACCACGCCUGCCUUAGUUGUGGAAAAGGAUGCAGUUUUUAUACCUGCAGGCUGGGACAAUGAAAAGAAAAUAGCUAUUUUGCAUGAAAAUUUUACAACCGUGAAGCCAGAAGAUGCAUAUGAAGACUUUAUUGUAAAACCUCCUGUGAGAAAGCUGGUCCACGACAAAGAGUUGGCAGCCGAGGAUGAGCAGGUGUUCCUAAUGAAGCAACAGUCACUCCUUGCCAAGCAGCCUGCCACGCCCACAAGAGCCUCCGAAUCCCCUGCAAGAGGACCCUCUGGCUCUCCAAGGACCCAGGGCCGGGCUGGGCCAGCCAGUGUGCCAAGUGCCUCCCCGGGAACAUCAGUAAAGAAGCCAGACUCAAACAUCAAAAAUAAUGCAGCAAGUGAAGGGGUGUUGGCCAGCUUCUUCAAUAGUCUGUUGAGUAAAAAAACAGGCUCUCCUGGAAGUCCUGGUGCUAGUGGAGUGCAAAGCACAGCUAAGAAGUCAGGACAAAAGACUGUGUUGUCAAAUGUUCAGGAAGAACUGGAUAGAAUGACUCGAAAACCAGACUCCAUGGUAACAAACUCUUCAACAGAAAAUGAAGCUUGAUCCUUCUUUAAAAGUGCAUAUGUCAAAUGACCAAAUAAUUAUGUAUAUUGAUCUGCUAAGACCAGGAUUUUUCUGAUAUGGCACAUGCUAUCAGUUUUGGGGGUAGGGGAGAUGAACUUUUAAAAAUAUAUAUAUACUUCAUUGGCUUGUCCGAGUGUGAAAUGCACAUUUAGGAAGGGUACACAUCAGCCCCUUUAAGGAUGACCCUUAGACUCUCGGGCAUGUGGUUCUCCUGUGGGAAGCAAGCACAGCUGGGCUUCUUGUAGAGCAGAGAAAGGGGGCCCACUUCUGUCAGGGUGAAAUAAACAAGACUAGGAAAUCAUUGAUCGGAUGGUGGUUAGCCUGACCAGUUGCGUGUUAUCAAAUUCACUUGUUCUUGGGAAGCAGAUUAAGUAGCAGAAAGUCCAGGAAAGAGAAAGAGUUUAGGAGGAACAAGAGAAGUGAUGGGGUGGGGAAGCUGAAUGUUGAGGGAGGUGGAGGAAGGAGGAGAUGCGCAGUGUUAGUAAAUACUGUGUGUUCAGUAGACGUCGAGUAACAUUGUUUAAGAUUUAAAAUUGAAAGCAUUUCCAAACUAAACACUACACAAAAUGGGAAUUGGACUUGUUCUGAAUACAUCUUUAAUUUAUGGAAGAUGUGUUUUACAGGGGGUGCGUGAGUCAGGUGGAACUAAAA
Molecule: messenger RNA, 2344 nt
Organism: Nannospalax galili (Upper Galilee mountains blind mole rat)
Lineage: Eukaryota; Metazoa; Chordata; Mammalia; Rodentia; Spalacidae
Gene: Dync1li2
Product: dynein cytoplasmic 1 light intermediate chain 2
Exons: 13
Coding region: 194-1672 (492 amino acids)
Biological process (GO): microtubule-based movement; microtubule cytoskeleton organization
Cellular component (GO): centrosome; cytoplasmic dynein complex
Molecular function (GO): dynein heavy chain binding
Source: RefSeq, a predicted model, not a curated record